Molecule: messenger RNA, 1343 nt
Organism: Linum tenue
Lineage: Eukaryota; Viridiplantae; Streptophyta; Magnoliopsida; Malpighiales; Linaceae
Source: the annotation of a GenBank genome assembly
AUGCAUGCUAUAAAGGGAAGUUGGGUUGGCCAGACGUUCGCCCUGUUCAAAUCUAAUGAGUCUGGAGGGAGGAAGUCUAGCAUCCGCCGUUCAAAGGAGGAAAGUAAGGGCAUGGUUGAAUUGUUUAUUAUAAAGAAGUAUCAGAGUUUAAACAAUGGGAACUUUCCUUCUCUUAACCUCACCCACAAGGAAGUUGGUGGGUCAUUCUAUACAGUCCGUGAGAUUGUUCGAGAAAUCAUCCAAGAAAAUCGUGUGUUUGGUCCUGCUAAGUUUUUGCCCGCAGAGCAAGACUUUCAUGAGUGGUCAGAGCAGUAUCCCGGGGCACAAUAUCCACAGAACAUCAUUCUUCUUCAGCUUUGGCACCCAAUGGAACUACAGUACAAUCUGAUCAACGUCCUAGUCCCAGUUAAUAUGAAGAAUUUUCUCUCAGUUCUCAUUGGCUUGCUGAUGACAAUGCUGAAGCUGGACAAAUCCUUAAUGCCAGUUUUGUAGUUGUCGGGAACCCAGAAUCUGAUAAGCAGGAGGUCAACGACUUUCAAGAAAUCCAUAAUGAAGUGGCUCCAAUUGAAGACAUAUCUGUACCUACUGAUGCUUCAAUAGACAAUAACGUUACCGAAAUAGUAUCUUCCGGGGUCCAAGCAGCCGGAUCACUUGGAAACAAGCCAGUUUCCUAUGUGGUAGUGAAUGCAAUCCAGGAUACUCUACCGUUGGAAGUUGAAGGAUCGCAUGAACAAAUGAAAGCAGCUGUGGAAGUUCAAUCUUCUUUUAUUAGAGCUCUUUGCUCUCUCUUGGUCUUCUAUUAGAGUUCAUCUUCCCAAUGCAUCAAGUGUCAUGAACCGAGGCAAAAACACAGCUCCAAAUGUAACUUCUGCGAGCACUGGUGGCCGCCAGGGACCAGAUAUCCAUGUAAGUAAAGCAUUUGAGGUUCAGAAACUCGAAUGGAAUUAGUGGAAGUUUGUUGUCCAGGGUACUCACUAACUGAGCUGUGUCUUUGGGCUGGGGUUGUGCUUGUGGACAGCAGGUCAUGGCAGCGGUAAACCAACCUGCUUUGGUCUGCUUUUCAAGCAUUCAUCUCCGCCUUUGUUAAAUUCUGGUCAGAACAGUAAUGGUGUCCUCCUAAGCUUGUGGUGUAUAUGGCAGUUAGGUUUCAGCUCGUUUUAGUCUCCGACUUCAUUUUGGUAAAGUGGUUUGGCUUUCUGAGGGGUUGUUUAGGUAGAGAGUUGUGCUUUCUGGUUCUGCAACUUCUGCUGCUGAUUUGACAGAGUGCGGUUGUCUGUAUGCUUGUCAAGUGGUAAUUAAAGUGCACUUUACACCUUGUUCUUGUUUAUAGAGUCUGAUUUCAU